AUGGCAUACCAGUCAUACAGAAAUACCACUUUGGGAAACAGUCUUCAGGAAAGCCUUGAUGAGCUCAUACAGGCCUCUCUAAACAUGUGCAGAUUCUGUGAUGAGGUGUGGACUUUUGUAUUGAAUGAUGUUGAAUUCAGAGAGGUGACAGAACUUGCUAAAGUGGAUAAAGUGAAAAUUGUAGCCUGUGAGGGUAGAAAUACUGGCUCCAGUACUACAGAAUGA
Messenger RNA from Rhinolophus ferrumequinum (greater horseshoe bat), 225 nucleotides. RefSeq names its product transcription initiation factor IIA subunit 2-like. Gene Ontology annotation, cellular component: transcription factor TFIIA complex. The transcript has a single exon. Bases 1 to 225 code for a protein of 74 amino acids. The record is from RefSeq and is a predicted model, not a curated record. NCBI's taxonomy places the organism in Eukaryota, Metazoa, Chordata, Mammalia, Chiroptera, Rhinolophidae. Gene Ontology annotation, molecular function: TBP-class protein binding; RNA polymerase II general transcription initiation factor activity. Gene Ontology annotation, biological process: RNA polymerase II preinitiation complex assembly; transcription initiation at RNA polymerase II promoter.